GCGCGAUGUUGCGCUCUGCAAAGCCCCUCAUCUCCAAGCAAAGAUGCGUGCCAAAGAGCUCUAGGGCUAUCAAAUUACGUUGUUUGGCAACGCUUGACAAUAACGAGUCGCGCUCACCCACUCCGUCAAGGCGGCUGGGCUUGCUGGGUGGCACUGCUGCGAUACUCGCAUCAUUCACUUCACCAGCAUCUGCAGCUGCCGAGACCGCCGAAGAGAAAUCCAAGGAGGCCCGCGCCGCUGCUCGUCGUGAGCGGCGGGCAAAGAAGCGGCAGGGCCUGGAGACGAGCGCGUCGGGUUCGUCUUCGGCGGAGACAUCACCGUCGCCUGCAGAGCCCACAGCUGCGCCAUCGCCGAAGUCGGCUUCGGCCGCCUCCAGCAGCCCCGCAGCUUCCUCCAGCUCGUCCUCCUCCUCGACCACCUCCCGGCCGCGGCCGAAGAAGAACACCGUGUCGGGCAGCACCACCACCGGCCGGACCAGCAGCAGCAGCAGCAGCAACACCAGCAGCGGCAAUGGCAGCGGCGGCGGCGGGGGCUUCAACUUCGGGGCUGUGGGCGCCACAGUGCUGGGCGGCAUUGGAGCCUUCCUGGGGCUGCAGCAGUUCGGCAAGACGUCGGACUCCUCCAAGGCUGCGGCUCUGGCCCAGGCUGUGGAGCGGCUGGGUGAGAAGCUGGAGGACAAGGAGAAGGAGAAGGAGGAGGUCAAGGCGGUGCUGCAGAGCCAGGUGGAGGAGCUGAAGGAGGAGAAGGAGGCGGUGAUGCAGGCGGCCAAGUCGCGCGAGGACGAGCUUCAGGCGGUGGCGGUGGAGAGCCAGGCGGUGGCGCAGCAGCUGGAGAGCGAGGUGGCGGCGGCGCGGGCGGCCAUCCAGGACAAGGAGCGCAAGAUGCUGGAGCUGGAGAAGCAGAUCGCCAAGAUGAAGCAGCAGAUCUCAAUCGGCAAGGACCAGCUGCUGGCCACAAAGGACAUGAAGGAGGCCACUGCGCUCAUGACGGACCUGGCGCCCAAGGAGGUCAUGCUGCGGGAGCUGGAGGCGCAGGUGGCGCUGCUGACUGUGGAGGCCAAGGAGGCGCGCAUGCUGCUGGGCGAGCGCGAGGCCAAGGUGGCGGCGCUGGAGGGGCAGGUGGCGUCCAUGCAGUCCAUUGUGCAGUACAGCAAGCAGGAGCUCAGCCUGCGCGCGCGGGACGCCGCGGAGCUGACGCAGGUGAAGCAGGAGCUGAUGACCAAGGAGCAGAAGGUCCGAGAGAUGAAGCAGCUGCUUGCGGAGCUGCAGAUGCAGCAGCAGUCCAGCCGGCUGGAGAUGGAGUCCAUGCGCGAGGAGCUGGACAGCGCCCGGUCCAUUGCCGGCGAGCUGGAGAAGCGCAACGCCUCGCUCAUGCGCAUGACGCAGCAGAGCCUGGGCCGCGAGGGCGACCUCAAGCAGGCGGUCAACAGCACCAAGGCCCAGGUGGCCAAGCUGGAGUCGGCGGUCAACACCGCCAGCCAGCAGCUGCAGCAGCGGGCGCAGCAGCUGGCGUCCGUCAAGGCCUCGCUGGACGAGCAGACGGCGGAGGUGGCGGCGCGGCAGGAGGCGCUGGAGGCGCGCGAGGCGGCGCUGGCGGCGGCCCGGCAGCAGGCGGAGGAGCUGGAGGCCAAGAACACGGUGCUGGUGCGCAGCCGCAGUGUGGAGCUGGGCAAGAUGCAGGACCUCAAGCAGGCGCUCAACGCCACCCGGGCGCAGGUGACCACGCUGGAGAAGCAGGUGAAGGAGGCCAACGUGGCGCUGGCCGUCAAGUCCGCCAAGCUGCGCGAGCUGGAGGUGCAGGUUCCGGCGCUGCAGAAGGAGCUGGCCACCGGCAAGCAGGCUCUGGAGGCCUCGCGCGCCGAGCUGCUGGCUGCCCGCAGCGCCGCCUCCGACCUGGAGGCCAAGAACACGGCGCUCAUCCGGCAGGCCACCGCCAGCCUGAGCCGCGAGGGCGACCUCAAGCAGGCGCUCAACAUCAGCCGCGCCGAGUCCGCCAAGCUGGACGACGAGCUGAAGAAGGCCAAGGCCGGCCUGGCCGCCGCCAGCACCUCGGCCUCGGAGGCCAACCAGCGCCUCACCGUGGCGGAGGCCAAGGUGCGCGAGACGGAGACGCAGAAGGCGGCGCUGGUGCGCGACGCGCAGAUGGCCCUGUCGCGCGCCAGCGACCUGAAGCAGGCGCUCAACGUGUUCAAGGAGAAGAGCGCCAAGCUGGACGGCGAGCUCAAGAGCGCGCGCACGCAGCUGGCCGCCGCCACCAGCCAGGCCCAGGCCGCCAACCGGCAGUGGCAGGACGCGGAGAACGCGCUGCGUGAGGCGGAGCAGCAGCGCGAGAAGCUGGUGAAGACGGCGCAGGUAGCGAUCACCAAGUCCACGGACCUCAAGCAGGCGCUCAACGCCACCAAGCAGCAGGCCACCAAGCUGGAGACGGAGGUCAAGCAGGUGCGCGGCCAGCUGGAGGCGGUGGGCGGCCGCGCGGCGGAGGCGGAGAAGAAGCUGACCAGCACCAGCUCGCAGCUGGAGGCGGCGCGGGCGGAGCGCGAGAAGCUGGUCAAGGAGGCGUCUUCCGCAAUCACCAAGGCCACUGACCUGCGCCAGGAGCUGAAUGCCACCCGUCAGAGCGCCAAGCAGCUGAACACGGAGCUGUCCCGCGCGCGCGAGCAGCAGCAGCAGGCGGCGCAGGCGGCGGCCGCCAGCAGCCAGCAGCUGGCCUCCACGCGCUCCGAGCUGAGCAGCACCGCGGAGGCGCUGGCGGCGGAGCAGGCGCGCGUGGAGAAGCUGAGCGAGCAGCGGGCGCUGGCGCUGCGGGAGAGCAACCAGAUGAAGACGGCGCUGGAGUCCACCAAGCGCCAGGCGACGCGGCUGGAGGCGGAGGUGAAGGCCACCCGCUCCCAGCUCAAGGCGGCGGAGCAGGAGGCGCGCGAGGCGGAGGAGCAGCUGAGCGCGGCGCGGCAGACGCUGGCGGUCACGGAGGGCGCGCUGGCCACCACAAGCGGCCAGCUGAGCGAGGCGGAGAAGCAGAAGGCGGUGCUCAUGCGCGACAUGCAGGCCAGCCUGGGCCGGCUGGGCGACCUGAAGCAGCAGCUCAACAGCACGCGGCAGCAGGCGGGCCAGUUCGAGGAGGCCGCCAAGAAGUUCCAGGGCGAGGCCGAGGCCGCCACGGGCCGCCUGGCGCAGCUUCAGGACCAGGCCGCAGCAGCAGUCAGCCGCUCGCAGGCGGCCGAGACCAAGCUGGCUGACCUGAGCCAGGCGCUGGCGGAGGCGGAGGCCGUCAAGGCCUCGCUGCUGCGCGACAGCCAGUUGGCGCUGGGCGCCCGCGGCGACCUCAAGCAGUCCCUCAACAUGGUGCAGGCCAAGGUGUCGCGGCUGGAGGCGCAGAUGGCGGCGGCCAAGGGCGAGGCCAGCGCCACCUCGCUGGCGGCGCGGGAGGCCUCGCGGCGGGCGCAGUCGGCGGAGGCGGCGCUCAAGGAGAGCGAGAGCCGGCGCGCGGCGGCGGAGGCGGCCGCGCGGGCGGCGGAGCUGCAGCGCGCGAGCGCGAUGGCGGUGGCGCAGGGCGCGAUUGGGCGCGAGGGCGACCUGAAGCAGGCGCUCAACAAGGCCAAGCAGUCGGGCUCCAAGCUGGAGGAUCAGGUGGCCAAGGCGCGUGACGCCAUGAAGGCGGCGGAGGAGCGGCGCGCGGCGGCGGAGAAGGCCAUGGUCAACAUGCAGGGCCAGCUGAGCAACACGGAGGCCAAGUUCACGGAGGCGGCGGCGCGCGUGGCGGAGGCGGAGUCGCUACUGCAGGCAGCCGAGGACGCGGAGCGGGCGACGUCGCCCGGCCGGGCCGGUCGCAACGGCACCGGCAGCGGCAACGGCACUGGGAGCGGCGCCAGCUACGGCGUCAGCGGCAGCAGCGUCCGCAACAGCGUUCUCAAGACGCCCUAGAGGGGCGGCGGUGGCAGCACAGCAGCACACGGCGGCGGCGGCGGCGGGGACGGACAGCAAAGAAUCGGGGAACGGGAUAGGACUUGUCUUUGAAGCCGGGUGGGUUGGGUUGGGUUGUGGGACAGGUAGGAAAACAGUAGUCGCCAGGUCAGCAGACGGGAGCAGCGCUGCUGGUGUGUUGAGUUCGGGGGAGGGGUCCUGCUGCUCGGAGGUUGCUUAGCCAUCAAUUUUACCACGAAUGGCAACAUCGCACCACCUGCUGACGCCGGGCUUGCGCCAUUCGUUUUACGGCACCCUUGAAAUAGAGCGGGAGCAGGCGUAGAGAGAGAGUGCCGUGCACGUACCAUUCACUUAUGAAGACGGAACACGUGAGAGAGAUGUGUUUGCCGGUGCUCACGGUAAGCUGUUAGUCAUUCCCCUGCCACCAUGAGUAUUUCCAUUACAUCUUGGCAGCAGUGAGCGAUGGAGUAUGCGUGUGUGAUUCGUUGCCGCUACAGCCUUCGCGGCGUGAGUUUUUUUGUUGCGGAAGGGGAGCGGGCUCGACCACGGGCCUCUAGCUUAUCCCCUGUGACGCCCCUGAUUGUGUAGCUGUUUGAACAGGCACGAAUUCACGCACGCAUACCAGCAAUCGGCACCGCCCUCUAUACCGGGCGUUCGCUGGUGAAGUGUGUUGUUCCCCGGACUUAACUGUGGCUAACUUAACUAUUCGGGCGGUAGGGAGCACCCAGGUUGUGCGUCGCAUGAAAGCGCCUGCACUGGCGGUCUCUAUGGCACAGUGCCUGCUUUAUGCCAGGCUGCUGCAGUCCCCUUUGUGUGUGGUGGGGCGUCAUGAGAGCUGCCGGCUUGGGUUUGCAUUGUGUGGCUCGUGUUGGGGGCAGGCGAGGCUCGAUGCGUGGCACAGGCAGGCCCUCGGCGCCCGCAAGGGGCAUGCCAUCCCCCGCACAAGCUAGUGAGCUAGUAGAGGAUGUGGUGGGUAUGGAGGUUAGCGUAGCCGUGUCACAGGCUGCCGAAGGGCGGCCUGUGUGCGUUGCAAAGGCGGGUUGUAGUACUCGGCUGCAAUGAAGUUGAGGUUGGCGCGACCGGACCCGCAUUGGAUCACUUUCGCGCGCUUCGGAGGAAUCAGAGGUUUGGGCCACGGCCGGGCCAUAGACAGUUUGGCACAGCGUUAUUGGAGCUUAUGUGGGACCGCACGUCUGUGACGAAUUGAGGCGGACGGCGUGGCUAGAGUGCUCCUUUGAGACGUAGUCUGUAACAAACACUUGGU
Chlamydomonas reinhardtii is the source of this 5184-nucleotide messenger RNA. RefSeq lists its product as uncharacterized. The record is from RefSeq and is a predicted model, not a curated record. Bases 6 to 3920 code for a protein of 1304 amino acids. Lineage: Eukaryota; Viridiplantae; Chlorophyta; Chlorophyceae; Chlamydomonadales; Chlamydomonadaceae. The transcript is spliced from 20 exons.